UCUAAAUCGUUUUUUAAACGCAUUAUAUGAAUCAUCAGUUCUUCCCAUCUCCCUCCUCGAGUCUUGGUUUAGGGUUUCAGGAGUUUACUUCGUAUCCAGUCCUUGACAUGGCGGGUGCUGGAAUCCACCCUUAUCACCAGCAAUGGCCUCCGGUACCAGCUCCUCCGCCCCCUCCAGCAGCAGCAUCAGCUGCGCCUCCACCGCCUACUGUCCACCAUCCUCCUCCACCUGCUCCUUCUCAUGACGAGGUUCGGACUAUCUUCAUUACGGGUCUUCCUGAAGAUGUCAAAGAGAGAGAGCUGCAGAAUUUACUCAGAUGGCUUCCAGGUUAUGAAGCUUCACAAGUGAACUACAAGGGAGAAAAGCCUAUGGGUUUUGCUCUCUUCUCAAGUGCACGACUUGCAGUUGCUGCCAAAGAUGCCCUUCAGGAAAUGGUUUUUGAUGCCGAGUCAAAGUCCCUUUUGCAUGUAGAGAUGGCCAAGAAGAAUCUAUUUGUUAAAAGAGGAAUAGUAACAGAUUCGGACGCAUAUGAUCAAACCAAACGAUUGCGAACUGGUGGGAAUUAUUCACACAGUCCUUACACGAGUCCAUCUCCAUUUCACCCCCCUGCUCCUGUUUGGGGACCACAUGGGUAUAUGACUCCAACUCCUCCAUAUGAUCCAUAUGGAUGCUAUCCAGUUCCUCCAGUGCCAAUGCCUACUUCGGCUCCUGUACCAGCUCUAAGCAGUUAUGUGCCUGUUCAGAAUACCAAAGAUAACCCUCCUUGCAAUACCUUAUUUAUUGGCAAUCUUGGAGAGAAUAUUAAUGAGGAAGAAUUAAGGGGCCUAUUCAGCGCUCAACCUGGUUUUAAGCAAAUGAAGAUCUUGAGACAAGAGAGGCAUACUGUUUGCUUUAUAGAGUUUGAAGAUGUGAGUACUGCAACCAAUGUGCACCACAGUUUACAAGGUGCUGUGAUCCCUAGCUCUGGUUCUAUUGGCAUGCGAAUACAAUAUUCCAAGAAUCCUUUUGGUAAAAGGAAGGACUCUGGUCAUCUUGUUUCUUCCCCUAGUGCCAAUGGGCCUCCACCAGCUCUGACUUACCAGUAGAUCACGGGGAUCUUCUCUGUUUUCUGUGCUCCAACAAAUACAACUGCUACAUUCUAGGAUGCAUCUUGCAGCUGUUGCAUGCAUCCAUUUCAUUAUCAACAUCAACAUCGGCAUUAGCAUCUCUUCUCAUGUGCUUGAAUUCACAUAGUGGUAUCAUGAGUGCACCAUUUGCUCAUGCUAUAUCAUUUUGCCUAAGACAUGCAUUUGUUAUGCCAAUUUAACUUUGUAGGCUUAGAUAACUUUGAUAUUUCUAGAAGUAGCUCAUCGUCCACAGUUUUGGUUAAUUUGUGUGCUACUCCACCUCGUGUUGAACAUUGACAAAAUCAUGAUGUUGGACUACUAUUGUUCUAUAUUAGGUUGAACUGCAUCACACAGCAUA
This is a messenger RNA of Gossypium raimondii (Peruvian cotton), 1464 nucleotides long. RefSeq lists its product as uncharacterized. Bases 27 to 1085 code for a protein of 352 amino acids. The record is from RefSeq and is a predicted model, not a curated record. Lineage: Eukaryota; Viridiplantae; Streptophyta; Magnoliopsida; Malvales; Malvaceae. Gene Ontology annotation, molecular function: mRNA binding. The transcript is spliced from 9 exons.